AUGGCAGCAAACUACUCCGACGACAUCGGCCCUAUGGCCUACCCAAUGAAGCUGGUAUCAUCGGAGAUCGUAGAGCACAUGAUGGGCUGGAACAUUCCGGAGGAGCACCGUGGCAUGGUCCACGAACACUGGCGCAACUUUCCAGCGGUCAACAAAUAUUACCACUUAGUCCUCGCGCUCAUCUACACAAUGCUGAUGAUCACAUCCCUCAUCGGCAACGGCAUUGUCAUCUGGAUAUUCAGCACGUCUAAAUCGCUGCGAAGCGCGAGUAAUAUGUUCGUCAUCAACCUGGCCGUGUUCGACCUGAUGAUGAUGAUCGAGAUGCCGCUACUCAUCAUCAACUCGUUCUACCAAUACCCCGUUGGGUUCCAGCUGGGCUGCGAUAUAUACGCGGUGCUAGGUUCCAUCUCGGGAAUAGGCGGUGCAAUCACCAAUGCCGUUAUCGCCUUCGACAGAUACAAGACAAUCUCGUGCCCGCUGGAUGGAAGGAUAAACAAAGUGCAGGCUUCCAUCCUGAUUUUGUUCACCUGGCUGUGGUCGAUGCCGUUCACUAUCAUGCCGGCGCUGCAGAUUUGGGGACGAUUCGUCCCAGAGGGCUUCCUCACCACGUGUUCCUUCGACUACUUCUCCGACGACCAGGACACGAAGGUGUUUGUCGCCGCCAUCUUCGUGUGGAGCUACGCAAUCCCAAUGGCACUGAUCUGCUACUUCUACUCUCAACUCUUUGGAGCCGUACGCCUUCACGAGAGGAUGUUGCAAGAACAGGCAAAGAAAAUGAACGUCAAAUCUCUGGCGAGCAACAAGGAGGAUGCCAGCAAAAGCGUCGAGAUCAGAAUCGCUAAGGUCGCCUUCACAAUCUUCUUCAUGUUCGUAUGCGGCUGGACUCCAUACGCCAUCGUCACGAUGACCGGCGCUUACGGAGACAGGAACUUGCUGUCACCAGUUGCCACGAUGAUCCCGGCCGUUUGCUGCAAAAUCGUAUCCUGCAUAGACCCAUGGGUGUACGCCAUCAACCACCCAAGAUACAGGGCUGAGCUGCAGAAGCGCGUCCCCUGGCUGGGAGUCCGCGAACAAGACCCAGACGCGGUUUCGGCCACCACCAGCGUCGCCACCACCCAGUCCCACGCGCCCAACUCUGAAGCU
Messenger RNA from Iphiclides podalirius (scarce swallowtail), 1143 nucleotides. The record is from the annotation of a GenBank genome assembly. NCBI's taxonomy places the organism in Eukaryota, Metazoa, Arthropoda, Insecta, Lepidoptera, Papilionidae.